AUGUAUCCCCAACAUGGUGCUCCCAUGGCACCGCCUCAGAAGCCUGAGACGUUUAUGCUUUCGAGCGAAGCCCAACAGAGCCUCCCUCAUGAUGCGCAAGUCGCACUGCAGCAAGUUGACAACCUGAAAUACUUCCUCCUCUCGGCCCCGGUGGACUGGCAACCGGAUCAGCUUAUCAGACGGUUCCUGCUACCAACUGGCGACUACAUCUCAUGCGUUCUCUGGAGCAACCUCUUCCAUAUCUCGGGUACCGAUAUCGUCAGAUGCCUUGCAUUCCGAUUCCAAGCCUUUGGCCGCCCUGUCAAGAAUUCCAAGAAAUUUGAGGAGGGAAUCUUCUCAGAUCUCCGUAAUCUCAAGGCCGGCACCGAUGCGACCCUUGAGGAGCCGAAGAGCCCGUUCCUAGACUUCCUUUACAAGAACAACUGCAUCCGUACGCAGAAGAAACAGAAAGUCUUUUAUUGGUACAGCGUCCCGCAUGAUCGGCUGUUUCUCGACGCGCUGGAACGUGACCUGAAGCGGGAGAAGAUGGGACAGGAGGCGACCACCGUUGCGGUCAGCGAGCCCGCUCUGUCUUUCGAGUUUGAUUCAUCCCAGUCACUGUAUGAACAGCUCACAAAGGCGCAACAAGCAAAUUCAUCUUCGUUUGCUGCACACGCAAGUACGACAUAUGGCCAACCCGCAUCCCCAGUGGUUCGGACCGUUGACGCUAUGCCUCCUCCCCAGAUGGCUCCUCAGAUGGCUCCCCCAGCGUUAGCCCUUCUCCCGGACGAGUCUGGCAACCCCGCCAUGUACAGCCAGAUCCCAAUGCCGAAUCCUCUAGCUCAGAACGUUGUUAAGCGCGAGCCGGAUUAUGGGCAGAUUCACUAUGAUCGCAACGGAAUGCCGAUUGCUCGCAUACACCAACGUCACGCUUCCAUGCCCACCUUCGUCGAAUAUUCGCCGGCUCCGUCGUUUGUUUCGUCGCAGUAUGAAGACUACAGCAACCGGGGUUUAUCCUUCGAGCCCGUCACGCCUCCACAGCACAGUGCACAACUUGGGGCCGAACCAGCUUAUAUUGCCAACGAGGAUACCGGCCUCUACACUGCCAUCCCCGAGGUGUCUUCCUCGGGUGCCUUCAACCCAAUGAUGCAUAUGCCCACCUCCAACCUUGCAAGCGCGCAUUUCCCGACCCCUGCGAGAACAUUUCACUCCAACGUUUACUCGGUCCUUGAGGGUUCGCCGACAUACAAGCAGCGGCGACGCCGUUCUUCCAUCCCCCCAGGGGCCCCCAGCGCAAUCCCUACGUCGACACCCUCCCAGGUGACUGGACCACCCGCCCAGCCUAUCUCCUAUGCCGCCCAUAGGCCAAGCGAUCUUCGACGAUCUGUCUCUAGCUCUGUGGCGCCGGUCAUCGAGGCCGAUGAAUCGCAGCACACCACCCGCCGCGUCAUGAAUGGUUACCCGACCACUACUCUCCCGCAGAAAAACUUGCUGCAUGAGAUAUCGCGUAAUGGUGCCCCGCUAUCUAGCCUUGACGAGAAUGCCGAGCAACAUAAUCUAUCCCUUGCAACCCCUGCCGACGAGCUUACUGCUCUGCCCAAUGGCGACGCUUUGGAGACCGCUGUUCAGCACAGUGCCACGAACAAGGCGGAGCGUUACGCGCCUGGACCCGUUCGUCGUGCCCGAAGUGCCACCAUGAUGGAACUUGGGCCAUACCCCCAAAAGUCUCACUCUUGUCCAAUCCCGUCGUGCGGGCGGCUCUUCAAGAGAUUAGAGCAUUUGAAGCGACACGUGAGAACCCACACUCAGGAACGGCCCUAUCCUUGUCCAUACUGCAACAAAGCCUUUUCACGAUCGGACAAUCUCGCGCAACAUCGUCGAAUUCACGAGGCCCAACAGGAUGGUCAGCCCCCACUCCCUGUCCCGGAAGAUGACCUGGAGAACGAGGAGAACGAGUUCAACUCCCACGAUGAAGGCUCUUCGCCUUCCGAGUCCGUGCCGAGCACUAUGAUCAAUGCUCCCAACAUGGUCUCGAUGCCUCCUGCCAUGACCAUGCCUCCUACUAUGCAUCCAAUGGUGGCACCUCAUAUGAUUGCUCCCCAACUCUUGCAGCAGCAGAUUUAA
Messenger RNA from Aspergillus steynii IBT 23096, 2103 nucleotides. RefSeq names its product sexual development transcription factor SteA (gene steA). The transcript has 5 exons. Gene Ontology annotation, cellular component: Ste12p-Dig1p-Dig2p complex; Tec1p-Ste12p-Dig1p complex; nucleus. NCBI's taxonomy places the organism in Eukaryota, Fungi, Ascomycota, Eurotiomycetes, Eurotiales, Aspergillaceae. Bases 1 to 2103 code for a protein of 700 amino acids. Gene Ontology annotation, molecular function: DNA-binding transcription factor activity. Gene Ontology annotation, biological process: sexual reproduction; regulation of DNA-templated transcription. The record is from RefSeq and is a predicted model, not a curated record.